Messenger RNA from Aspergillus terreus NIH2624, 3165 nucleotides. It is a transcript of the gene kgd1, whose product is annotated as alpha-ketoglutarate dehydrogenase KGD1. Bases 1 to 3165 code for a protein of 1054 amino acids. The record is from RefSeq and is a predicted model, not a curated record. Gene Ontology annotation, biological process: tricarboxylic acid cycle. Gene Ontology annotation, molecular function: oxoglutarate dehydrogenase (succinyl-transferring) activity; thiamine pyrophosphate binding. Lineage: Eukaryota; Fungi; Ascomycota; Eurotiomycetes; Eurotiales; Aspergillaceae. The transcript is spliced from 3 exons. Gene Ontology annotation, cellular component: oxoglutarate dehydrogenase complex; mitochondrion.
AUGUUUCGCACUACAGCCGUAAAGGCCACCAGCAUGCGCGGUGCCGCGUGCUCCGCCUGCAGACGCCCUCUCUCCCUUGCCGCCACGGCCAGAAAUGCUUCUUCCUACCAGAACACGAAAUUCGGCCUCACCGCGCGACGCCCUCUGGCCCUCGUCGACCGUCUCUCCAAUGGCAGACGCUACUACGCUGCUCCCGCUGAGGGUGUCGACGCCAACGACUCCUUCCUCCAGGGUAACACCGCCAACUACAUCGAUGAGAUGUACCUGGCAUGGAAGAAGGAUCCCUCCAGCGUCCACAUCUCGUGGCAGACGUAUUUCAAGAACAUGGAGGAUGGCAACAUGCCCGUGUCGCAGGCCUUCCAGCCUCCCCCGACCCUCGUGCCCACCCCGACUGGCGGUGUGCCCCAGGAGAUGCCCGGCGCCGGUCUUUCUCUCGCCGCUGGCUCCGACGUGACGAAUCAUCUGAAGGUGCAGCUGCUCGUCCGCGCCUACCAGGCCCGUGGUCACCACAAGGCCAAGAUCGAUCCCCUGGGUAUCCGUGGCGACGCUGAGGCCUUUGGUUACAGCAAGCCCAAGGAGUUGGAGCUGGACCACUACGGCUUCACCGAGCGCGAUCUCGAUGAGGAAUUCACCCUCGGCCCCGGUAUCCUGCCUCGUUUCGCCACUGAGAGCCGCAAGAAGAUGACUCUGCGUGAGAUCAUCGCCGCCUGCGAGAAGAUCUACUGCGGCUCCUACGGUGUCGAAUACAUCCACAUUCCCGACCGCAAGCCCUGCGACUGGAUCCGCGACCGCUUCGAGGUCCCUGAGCCCUACAAGUACUCGGUCGAUGAGAAGCGCCGCAUCCUGGACCGUCUGAUCUGGUCUCACAGCUUCGAGUCCUUCCUGGCCACCAAGUUCCCCAACGAUAAGCGUUUCGGUCUGGAGGGUUGCGAGUCUCUCGUGCCCGGUAUGAAGGCCCUGAUCGACCGCAGCGUCGACUACGGUAUCAAGGAUAUCGUCAUUGGUAUGCCCCACCGUGGUCGCCUGAACGUCCUGUCCAACGUCGUCCGCAAGCCCAACGAGUCCAUCUUCAGCGAAUUCUCCGGCUCGGCCGAACCGUCCGAUGAGGGCUCCGGUGAUGUCAAGUACCACUUGGGUAUGAACUUCGAGCGUCCCACUCCCUCCGGUAAGCGUGUCCAGCUCUCGCUGGUCGCCAACCCCUCCCAUCUGGAGGCCGAGGACCCCGUCGUGCUUGGAAAGACCCGUUCCAUCCAGCACUACAACAACGAUGAGAAGGAGUUCAACAGCGCCAUGGGUGUCCUGCUCCACGGUGAUGCUGCCUUCGCCGCUCAGGGUGUCGUCUACGAGACCAUGGGCUUCCACUCGCUGCCCGCCUACUCCACCGGUGGUACCAUCCACAUCGUCGUCAACAACCAGAUUGGUUUCACCACCGACCCCCGCUUUGCCCGUUCCACGCCUUACUGCUCGGACAUCGCCAAGUCGAUCGAUGCCCCUGUCUUCCACGUGAACGGUGACGAUGUCGAGGCGGUCAACCAUGUGUGCCAGGUUGCUGCUGACUGGCGUGCGGAGUUCAAGAGCGAUGUCGUCAUUGAUAUCGUCUGCUACCGUAAGCAGGGUCACAACGAGACCGACCAGCCCUCGUUCACUCAGCCUCUGAUGUACAAGCGCAUUGCCGAGCAGAAGAACCAGCUCGACAAGUACGUCGAGAAGCUGAUCGCCGAGGGUACCUUCACCAAGGAGGAUAUCGACGAGCACAAGAAGUGGGUGUGGGGCAUGCUGAACGACAGCUUCGACCGCAGCAAGGACUACCAGCCCACCAGCAAGGAGUGGCUCACGUCCGCCUGGAAUGGCUUCAAGACCCCCAAGGAGCUGGCCACCGAGGUCCUGCCUCAUCUGCCCACCGGUGUUGAAGCCCCUGUUCUCGCGCACAUUGCCGACAUUACCAGCGGUGCUCCCGAGGGCUUCACUCUCCACCGUAACCUCAAGCGUAUCUUGGCCAACCGCAAGAAGGCCGUUGAUGAGGGCAAGAACAUCGACUGGUCCACUGCUGAGGCGCUCGCCUUCGGUUCCCUCGUCAAGGAGGGAUACCACGUGCGUGUGUCCGGUCAGGAUGUUGAGCGUGGUACCUUCUCCCAGCGUCAUGCUGUCCUCCACGACCAGGAGAACGAGAACACCUACACUCCCCUGCAGCACAUCUCUGAGGGCCAGGGCACCUUUGCCAUUUCCAACUCCUCUCUGAGCGAGUUCGGAGCACUUGGUUUCGAAUACGGUUACUCCUUGACCUCUCCCAACGCCCUCGUCAUGUGGGAGGCCCAGUUCGGUGACUUUGCCAACAACGCUCAGUGUAUCAUUGAUCAGUUCAUUGCCUCUGGUGAAUCCAAGUGGCUGCAGCGCUCUGGUCUCGUCGUCUCCCUGCCUCACGGUUAUGACGGCCAGGGUCCCGAGCACUCCUCCGGUAGAAUGGAGCGUUGGCUCCAGCUCUGUAACGAGGAGCCUCGCAUCUUCCCCAGCCAGGACAAGCUCGACCGCCAGCAUCAGGACUGCAACAUGCAGAUUGCUUACAUGACGGAGCCUUCCAACCUGUUCCAUAUCCUGCGUCGCCAGAUCCACCGCCAGUUCCGCAAGCCCCUCGUGAUCUUCUUCUCCAAGGCCCUUCUCCGUCACCCCAUUGCCCGCUCCUCGAUUGAGGACUUCACCGGCGACUCCCACUUCAAGUGGAUCAUCCCCGACCCGGCUCACGGCACUGCCAUCGACGAGCCUGAGAAGAUCGAGCGUGUCAUCCUGUGCUCUGGCCAGGUGUACGCCGCUCUUGUCAAGCACCGUGAGGCUAACGGCAUCCGCAACACCGCCAUCACCCGUGUGGAGCAGCUCCACCCCUUCCCUUGGGCCCAGCUGAAGGAGAACCUGGACAGCUACCCCAACGCGCGCAACAUCGUGUGGGCCCAGGAGGAGCCCCUCAACGCCGGCCCUUGGAGCUACGCCCAGCCUCGUAUUGAGACCCUGCUCAACGAGACGGAGCACCACAACCGCCGCCAUGUUCUCUACGCUGGUCGUGCCCCUAGCGCGUCCGUCGCCACCGGUCUCAAGUCGGUCCACCUGAAGGAGGAGCAAGAGUUCCUGGAGGAGGCCUUCUCCGUCCACCAGGAGCGGUUGAAGGGUGAGUAA